Pimephales promelas (fathead minnow) is the source of this 1631-nucleotide messenger RNA. RefSeq lists its product as uncharacterized. Lineage: Eukaryota; Metazoa; Chordata; Actinopteri; Cypriniformes; Leuciscidae. The record is from RefSeq and is a predicted model, not a curated record.
CUACAGCACAAGCGCAACGCAGCCAAGUUUGCGAAGGAAGGUAGCUAAAAUAUCAACGUUUCUGAAGCAGACAUUAUAGCUGGUCAGCGGUGAGCGAUGGAGGGAUGUGUGGUCCGUCUCCACAAUGUUUGCUUCAAUAGUGAUUUAAGCGCUCAUCCCAUCAUUAUCAACUUCUACCAACUCUUCCAAACCAGAGAUGCUCCUGAAAUUCUGCCUAUGAUCAGGAACGAGGAUGUUCUUCGGGCUGUGGUGGCUCUGUUGGACACAUCCUUGCCUGAUGUCGGCCCCAUAGACGUCCACAAAACUGUGCACUGCCCAGGGAUACGUACUAUUAUUUUAUCACAGGACCAUGUAGAUGCUUUAGAGUACUAUAGGGACAGGGCUUCCAGAAACAAGGAGACACAUUUGAGCCCAGUAUCCUGUAAAACAACAGACAGAGCUGAAUCCAAACACAAGCUGCUCACUGAGCUAUACAGCGACUCUGAGGAGAGUUCAGACGAGACGUUAGAAGUGGAGACAAGUGACAGAUGGUCUUGGGAGCGAUUCUGUGAAGGCCUACAGGAGUUUGUGGACGGAGCGAGGGCAAGGAAAGAAAGACGAGCAAUGCAAGGAAAAGACGGAAAGAUCCCGCCAUCCGCAGUAGGAGUUGAAUCUCUGAUCGUGGCUGCUGCUUGCUAUGAAGUCAAACUACUAUCUACAGGAGACACUGUGCUUCAGCUUUCUCUUUUGGCUGUUAGGAAACACUACCGGUACCUUGGGAUUGGCAGCUACAUCAUAGAGCUUCUGAAGACUCAGUCUAUUGUAGGGCAAUAUGAUGCACUUGUUGCUCACGUUGACAUGGGUGCAAUUGAUUUCUUCAAAAGUCACGAGUUCACAGACGACCUCCUCCUCAAUGACAAAUUCAAAGAGCUGAACGAUGAAUGGACCGACAGUAUUCUUAUGAGCUACCUGCCACCCUUUACUACAGACCUAGAGAUGAGAAAUCCUGAUUUCGCUCUGAGUUUACAAGAUUUGAAGAUGGACAUGAGUAUGGCAAGGUCACAGGCUCUCUGUGCAUAUCAGCAACAGGUGGUGUGUGUCACCAGGCUACUCAGAGAGGUCAAGACCUUACGCGAACAGCUAGAUCUACAACGUGAGGAAGUGGAACGUCUCAACUGCAAGCUAGAGCAGGAAAAACGAGAGAGGCGUGAUGUAGAAAACAGGUUCUUGAUGUACAGGGUGAAGAGUGUGCAAACACUGUUGGACAGCAAUGACUCAGACUCAGAUGAUCAUCAACAGACAACAGGAACAGGAGAGCAAGAAAGAGAACAAUCUGAAGAACCUUUAAUACAAACACCAGAGGGGGCUGGAGGCUGCUGAUGAAACUGAUACUUUCUACAGUCAAAUGAAUACAUUCAAAUAUAAUUCAAAUAUAUUCAUUAGAUUUUUAGGCAUGUCUGAGGGUGAUAUAAUUUGCAUUCUAUUCAUUAUAAAUGGUGUAACUUAUUGUAUGCUUAUUUGUACUUCUGUCUUGUAUCGUUUUUGAAUGUCGUGUUUAAGAGUUGCUCUUGUUGGUUGCCAGAAGUAGAAGUCUCUGGACCAUCAAUAUACCCGCUUUAAAAAAAUAAAAAAGACCAGUUUUGAAUUUAAAA